Messenger RNA from Xylona heveae TC161, 522 nucleotides. RefSeq lists its product as hypothetical. The record is from RefSeq and is a predicted model, not a curated record. The transcript has 2 exons. Lineage: Eukaryota; Fungi; Ascomycota; Xylonomycetes; Xylonales; Xylonaceae. Bases 1 to 522 code for a protein of 173 amino acids.
AUGACAGCCACCAGUGGUACUCACCAUCACCAUUUCAUCUUGAAGCUUGGUGACACCUUUAAAAAGUGGGAGCUCUUCUUCUUGGCUCCUCUCAGCAUGCUCAAACCCUUGGAGCCUGUGUUGGUUGGCCUUGACUCUCCUUCAACCAUGUCUCUUGAGACACCUGCAACCCAGGAAUGGGGAGGCAGGGAAGACUGGACCAUGACCAACACAACCAAACAAAAGGAACUCAAUAAGCUCCAAUAUAACACCAAAGCAUCUCAGAUAAAGGUUGAGGAGGUGAUGAGAAAGCAAUUAGGGGAACUGCCCACUUCCCUGCAUGUGGCACUAGAAUUGUGGAUUGCCAUUGUCAGUUGCAACAUCUUUAAAAACUACACUUGGAAAUUGGAGAAACAGAAGCCAUUGGCAGAAUUGAGCACAACAGGUGACAACAAGAAAGGUGUCUCAGACAAGGAGACAGAGGACAAUGAGGAUGACAAAGAGGAUGAUGAAGAGGAUGACAAGGAGGAGGAUGAGGACUAG